AAUGAAAGGCGGUUCACGGGGUUUUACAUAUUUUUUGGGGGGAAAAAAAUAGGAACCGAGGGCUACAAUCUCUCCAGAACGACUUUAUAAUUUUCAUUCACUUCAACAUGUACCUCGACGAUUAGAACAAUUGGCUGGAAAUCAAAACACCGCGUGUUGCGUGCACACAUGAUUUUUCUUCCUUUUCUAACCUCAAUUGAAAUUUAGGUACCGUAUAUUUCAACAGUACAGAACAGUGCGCCGGUCGUAUUCUCGCUCGUUUGUUCUGUCCUCGUAGUUCUGUUUUAUAAAUUACUCCAAUCGGCACAUCUUCAUCGACAAAAUCAGAAAUAAUAAAAAAAGGAAAAUACCAAUAACUCCCCAAAUGGGCAGGAAUUUCUGAGCAUUGGAAUAGCAAAUUGCUCCAUUAGGAUAAAAUUCAUCGUGACUGGAUAAUGGGAACUGUUCAUGCCAAGGAGCCUAGUGGAUCGAAAAACUAUGGAGACUUCGCCUCAGACCCUUUCUCGUCAAAUUCUUCAUAUGAAAAAAGCUGGAAUCCAGACGUUCCUUCCCCUCAACCCCCUGAGCAACCCUACGCGAUAGACCUCCACCAACGUGCGAGAGUCGACAAAGUCCACAUCGACGGCCUAAAACGCACGAAAGACGACAUAGUGAAAGCCCAAGUGAAUGAGCUCUUCAAAGCAAAGGACUUCUACGACGUAAUCGAGAAUGUGCAACGAGUGAAGUCCAAGCUGGAGACCCUGGGCUGUUUCAACAGCAUCGGGGUGUCCAUCGACACGAGCAAGGGUCCCGAUGCCACCCCCGAGGGGGUAGAGGUCACCUUCAACGUCAAGGAGAUGAAAAGAUUGAGUGGAGGGGUCAGCACAAUGGUUGGAAAUAACGAGGGAUCACUUCUCAUUCAGGCGAAAGCCCCGAAUAUUCUUGGUAGGGGUGAGAAACUGCAGAUGGAGUAUUCUUAUGGCACCAAGAGUACCAGUAAUGUCAACAUAUCGGCUGUUAAGCCAUUUGUUGAUGAUUGGCUGCACAAAGUAUUAACCGCGAGUGUAUAUACAACAGCGACAGAUGUGCCCUGGUCCGGCUACAAAGAGAAAGACCACGGGUUUCUUCUGGAUCUGGGCAUAACCCCUGGCCUCCUAAAACACAAUUUCCAGUAUGAAGCCUCGUACAGAGACAUAAUCGCUGCAAAAUCAGCCUCAUUUCACGUUCGCGAACAGUGUGGACCGAGUUUAAAGUCAGCAUUGAGACACAUCUGUUCGAUUGAUAAAAGGGAUGACAAAGUAUUUCCGACCAGUGGAUCACUGGUGCAGUUCACCACUGAAUUAGCUGGACUAGGUGGAGACAUUGGCUUCAUGAAAUAUGGGUUCACAUUGCAGAGCAAUUAUACACCUUUUGAUUUCAUUAGCUUUCAACUCGGUGCACAAGCUGGAUUCCUCCGUGGAAUCAGCAACGACAUGCAGAUCAACAUAGCCGACAAUUUUUUCCUCGGGGGUCCCAUGAACGUUCGUGGCUUUGCCAUGAGAGGCUGUGGCCCCAGGAACGAGGGUAACGCCAUAGGUGGCAACACAUUCUGGGCCCUUGCCCUUCACCUCUACACACCACUGCCAUUCAGGCCGGGGAAGAAUAGCUUUGGCGAGUUGUUCAGAUUACAUGGGUUUAUCAAUGGUGGAAACUUGGGGAAUAUCAAUCUUCAAAAAGAUGGUGAUUACUCUCAAAACAUGAGACUCUUCACAGACAACGUGCGAUGGUCAACGGGUGCAGGAAUAGCUAUGAGAAUAGGGGGGAUAGCCCGAAUCGAGUUGAACCUAGUGUACCCAUUAUCACUGACCCGACUCGACGUUUUCCAGCAGUAUCAAUUCGGCAUUGGGCUCCAAUACUUAUGAACUCCCCUCGUUACCAGAUAGUGCUUGUACAUUUGACAUAUUUUAUUCCGAUGAGAAAGAUAUCAGAAAAAUACAAAACACCAUUUAAUCUCAGGACACCAUCGGGUUGUUAUCAUCACAUGUUUAGAAGAAUUAUUUUGAAUAAAAAGAGAAAGAUCAAAUCAA
This is a messenger RNA of Diachasma alloeum, 2045 nucleotides long. Its product is annotated as sorting and assembly machinery component 50 homolog. Gene Ontology annotation, biological process: mitochondrial respiratory chain complex assembly; protein insertion into mitochondrial outer membrane. Bases 435 to 1880 code for a protein of 481 amino acids. The record is from RefSeq and is a predicted model, not a curated record. The transcript is spliced from 6 exons. Gene Ontology annotation, cellular component: outer membrane; SAM complex. Lineage: Eukaryota; Metazoa; Arthropoda; Insecta; Hymenoptera; Braconidae.